AUGCAAUCUGACACGUCUGCGUCGUCGCCCAUCGACCACGAACACAACUACGUCCUUCACAACCUCACGCCCGCGCGGACCUUGUCAUUCUCCGGAUCCGAGUCCGGCCGGUUUCAGGGGAGACGGCUCCAAUGUCUCGACGAUAAUGAGGAAGAAGAUACCUCGCAGUCCGAAGACCCCGACUCCCUGGCGACAUCCAUUUCUGAUCUGGAUGAACAUCGUCUGACGCGUGAAUCUACCGUGGAGGAGGAGCAACCUAACGAAUACACCGAAAGCGCCAUUGAAGAAGACGACUGCGAAGAAGAGUUUCCCACGACCCAGCUUCCCUUCGAUCUCUUUGACGACGUAAUGGAGUCUUCAGAAACCCCAACCCCCAAGCAGGAAACAACCCAAACAACAUCAGCAGCAGCGUCUUACCUCGAUAGCAAAACUUCUUUUCGUUCGAUACCCCAAUCUUUUCGCGCAUCCUCACCAAAGAUACCCCACCUCCGCCGUCGCGACGCCAGUCCCGCCAAGAGUAGCAUCACUAGCAGUACCACGAGUAGGAGGAGUCCUGAAGAAGCAGCGUGUCGUAUACAGAAGCCGCAACCCGACGUCGCACGCGUGCGGGCGAUGGCGGCCAGGGAGCGCAGGAGGGGACUGGACUAG
This is a messenger RNA of Colletotrichum spaethianum, 648 nucleotides long. RefSeq lists its product as uncharacterized. Lineage: Eukaryota; Fungi; Ascomycota; Sordariomycetes; Glomerellales; Glomerellaceae. Bases 1 to 648 code for a protein of 215 amino acids. The transcript has a single exon. The record is from RefSeq and is a predicted model, not a curated record.